Molecule: messenger RNA, 1086 nt
Organism: Ochotona curzoniae (black-lipped pika)
Lineage: Eukaryota; Metazoa; Chordata; Mammalia; Lagomorpha; Ochotonidae
Gene: DCDC2C
Product: doublecortin domain containing 2C
Exons: 10
Coding region: 1-1086 (361 amino acids)
Biological process (GO): intracellular signal transduction
Cellular component (GO): microtubule; microtubule organizing center
Source: RefSeq, a predicted model, not a curated record
AUGGGCUCCCGCGGGCCCUACACGCUGGUGGACACCACGCCCGCCAAGACCAUCCUGGUGUACCGUAACGGGGACCAGUUCUACGUGGGCAAGAAGUUCGUGCUGUCGCGGCGCCGCGCCGCCACCUUCGAGGCGCUGCUGGAGCAGCUGACGGAGCAGGUGGACGUGCCGUUCGGCGUGCGGCGCCUCUACACGCCCACGCGCGGCCACCAGGUGCUCGAGCUGGACGCGCUGCAGACUGGCGGCAAGUACGUGGCGGCCGGGCGCGAGCGCUUCAAGAAGCUCGAUUAUAUUCACAUAGUUCCCAGAAAACCUACAAGGAUGAGGAAGUUGAAAGAAAUCAAGCCGGUGGUACAUUGUGACAUCAGCGUGCCCUCCAGGUGGCAGGCCUGCCAUCGAAUAUCCAGACACAUCAAUGUUUUCACAAAUGGACGAUUGUUUAUCCCACCUAUAAAGAUCAUCAUCCCCAAGUUCAGUCUGUCAGAUUGGAAUAGCGUGCUGGCCACGAUUGGAGAGAAGGUCUUUCCUUUGGGAGGCGUUCGGAAAUUAUUUACCCUGAAUGGAAGUCUGUUGAACAAUUCCAAGGACUUACAAGACAAUCAUUUUUAUGUUGCUGUGGGACUUGAGACCUUCAAGCAUUUUGCUUACUGGAAGUCCCCGAAAGUUCCCAGUGAGGUCCAGCGAAGUUACAUGGACGCUGAAAAACACACACAGAGAAAGAAACAGGUGGAUUCCAAAGUGAGAGAACCUCCUAAACAAGAGAGCCUCCCCCCCAGAACUCAGGACUCUGUUUAUUAUGCCAAAGAAGGAAGGAAGGAAGCUCUGGUAGAACCUUUGGUCCAAACAGGUGCAGAAGGUGAUGUGUACAGAGCACAGACGCCGACCAAGGACUCCCAGGGAGUGCUGCAGGUCAAGGAGGAUGUGGACGUGCUGGUGGAGGUGCCUGUGGACCAGGUUCCAGCUGAAAUAGUCAAGGAAGAUGAAGAGACGCAAGUUACCAGUCCUGACUUUGAAGGCAAUGUGUUCCUCCUGUACAUCUUCCAGUUCCACCUGUACACCUUCCGGUUCCUCCUGUACACCUUCUAG